AAGUCUCACCUCAAGCCGCCUAAGCAGGCUCCCUCUGCGUGGCAAGUCUACUUCACGGAGGAGCUGCAGAAGAUCAAGGCCGAGCAGCCCGGCGCACGCCUCAAUGUUGCUCACGUCGCCAAGGACGCCGGCCAGCGCUACGCAGCCUUGCCUGACGAGGCCAAGAAGGAGUUCAAGCGUCGUUCCGACGAGGCCAAGGAGCAGUGGGAGCGCGAUAUGCUGGCCUGGAAGCAGACGCUCACGCCUGAAGACAUCAAGCAGGAGAACAUGUUCCGUACUGCGCAGCGCAAGGCCGGCAAGUCCCGCAAGGGUAAUCUCAAGGACCCCAAUGCGCCCAAGAAGCCCCUGAGUGCCUACUUCCUCUUCCUCCGUGCCAUCCGUGCCGACCCCAAGAUGACCGAGGACGUCUUCCACGGCGAGCAAGAGACUACGAAGCAGUCGGUCCUCGCCGCUGCCAAGUGGCGCAGCCUGCCCGAGGAGGAGAAGCAGCCCUUCCUCGAGAAGGCUGAGGCUGACAAGGUCGAGUAUGAGCGUCAGCGCAAGGAGUACGAGCAG
Messenger RNA from Jaminaea rosea, 555 nucleotides. RefSeq names its product HMG-box. The transcript has a single exon. The record is from RefSeq and is a predicted model, not a curated record. The annotation marks the transcript as partial. Lineage: Eukaryota; Fungi; Basidiomycota; Exobasidiomycetes; Microstromatales.